Messenger RNA from Adelges cooleyi (spruce gall adelgid), 3502 nucleotides. RefSeq names its product leucine-rich repeats and immunoglobulin-like domains protein 3 (gene lbk). Gene Ontology annotation, molecular function: protein binding. Lineage: Eukaryota; Metazoa; Arthropoda; Insecta; Hemiptera; Adelgidae. The transcript is spliced from 14 exons. The coding region runs from base 370 to 3237 and encodes 955 amino acids. The record is from RefSeq and is a predicted model, not a curated record.
UUCAGUGUAGAGUAGGUAUACACAAAAAUAUGUGUAGAUAAUUUUCAAAACAAAAAAGGCCAUUCCAACAAUAUAAUAACCGUGAACUAUUUUCCUUCAAGUUAUAUUUUUAAACGUCCUUUUUUUAUUAGCGUCGUAAGUAUUUAAGGCGACAAUGGUGUCGUCGCGUUCGAGCAAUGCCAGUGUUUUUUCCAUUACGUUCGUCGUGUGUCGAUGAUGAUACGCUUAAAAUGUCUUAAAAAACAUCAUAAUGACACAAUAACAAAAAAAAAAACCUAAAUCUUUAACAGUUCAGAACAAAUUAAUUUAAUUUCAAAAAAUGUUAACCGAAACGACGUGACGUUUAAACAAAAAGUCUCGUAAAUCACCAUGUUAAGUACCUAUUGGCUGCUCUGGCUAAUUCUAUUUCACGAGAACGCAAUAUGCAAUGGCAAAAACGAAUGUCCCAAGAAAUGUCAAUGCCUGGACACCUAUGUGGACUGCAGUGGCAAACAAGUAAACAAACUGCCCGAGCCAUUGCCGCCAUGGACGGAGUCCCUAGAUUUAAGCAACAACAAAAUUGGAGGCAAUGUAAAAAUUACAAUUGAAAGCUAUUUACGUCUUUCAACGCUCAAAUUGAAUAAAAAUGCCAUCGUCACGUUCCCGUAUUUUAUAAACAAAACCAGUGUCAACAACUUAAACUUAGCGCACAAUAAAAUCGAUAAAUUAGAUUACGGAGCUUUGGAAAAUUUGCCUCACUUAAAAAGUUUAGAUAUGAACCAAAAUAAAUUAACAGCGUUAACGGACAAUACAUUUCCUCCGUCGAAUCAUUUGCGAACGCUGAAUUUAAACAAUAAUCUCAUUACGAAUAUAAGUACAAAUUGUUUUGACCCGCUGAACCAUCUUGUAGAAUUAAAAUUAUAUCACAAUAGACUGAAAAAUAUGCCCAUUGGAGUGUUUAAGAAAUUAGAGCACCUAGAAUUGCUAGAUUUAAGUAAAAACCAUAUUACUGUCAUUGAAGGUCUUUUAUUUAAAGAGUUAGGAAACCUGAAGACCGUCAUAUUAAGACAAAAUAAUAUUGAAGAUUUAUUAGAUGGAUCGUUUUAUGGUUUAUCAAAUUUACGUUCAUUACAUUUGGAAAGUAACAGCUUAAGCAAAGUGUCUAAAGGCUGGCUGUACGGACUGAAUUCACUCGUCUAUUUGAAUAUUAGUCACAAUAAAAUAGAUCAAAUAAAAAAUGGCUGGGAAUAUUGCCCAGAGUUGGAAGAACUCGAUAUGUCCAACAAUAAAUUACAAUCCAUAGAAAAAGAUAAUCUAGAAAAUUUGAGAAAAUUACAAAAGUUAUACUUGGACAACAACAGAAUAUCGUUUAUCGAAGAAGGUUCUUUUAACAACACACCAUUGAUACAAACUCUAAAUAUGGAUCGCAACCAUUUGGCGUGGAUGAUUGAAGACGCGAAAGGACCAUUUAACGGACUGAAACAUUUGAAAAAAUUAAGUUUGGCCGACAACAAGAUAUUGUACAUCAGAAAAGACGCUUUUUACGGUUUGGAAAAUUUAGACGAGUUAAAUUUACUCCGCAACAACAUUGUGGAAAUGCAGGAGGGCUCGUUUAGAUACAUGCCUCGUCUUGUUUACUUGUACCUGAAUACUUCAUCCCUAGUGUGCGACAGUUCCUUGGCUUGGUUGAAAGAGCCAAUUGUCAACGGACCGUUAUCGCUCAACUUCAUAAACGCCUAUUGCGGUUUUCCCGAGGUCAACCGAGGAAAAAGUAUAGAACAAGUUCCGGCAGCCGAUUUCAAGCGUUUGACCGAGAGUCCAAAACCUUCGGUUGUACUUCAUCCAGAAUCAAAAAUGGCGUUGGAAGGACAAAACAUCACUUUAAAAUGUGGAGUUAAUUCUUCUUCGAGUGCGAAAAUGCAUUUCAUAUGGAAAAAAGACAACCACGAUUUGGACUCGUUGUCGAUGAAUCAUUUUCACUAUUCGUCAUUUGAGUACAAUGGCGUAACACAAUAUACUACGUUGACUCUGAACAAUAUUUCAAUGACGCAAAGCGGUAAAUAUCAAUGUGUCGCUUCCAACGAGUUUGGCAUUGCAUACUCAAAUCGUUCUUUGUUGUCCAUUGUCGUGUUUCCCGUUUUCAUAAAAGUGCCCGAUAACAGUUCGGUUAAAACCGGCUACACCGCCCGAUUAGAAUGUGCUGCCAAUGGGUAUCCGGCUCCACAAAUAUCGUGGCAGAAAGACGGUGGUAACGAUUUUCCGGCUGCUCAAGAACGUCGUAUGAAAGUGAUGGCAAAAGACGAUGUAUUUUUCAUCGUCAACGUGAAACUAGUAGACAUGGGUGUCUAUAGUUGUACGGCGAAAAAUGUUGCCGGAACAACAGCGGCCAACGCAACACUUACCGUCUUGGAACCUCCCUCUUUUGGAAACAUUAUGUACAGCAAACAAGUCAGAGUGGGAGAAGAAAUAGUUUUGGAAUGUCUUAGCCACGGUUCCCCCAGACCAAAAAUCAAAUGGCUGAAAAACGGAUAUCCUCUCGCUCCGAGCAACAGACAUUUUUUUACUGCCGAGGACCAACUGUUGGUCAUAAUGGAAUCGAACGUAGAAGACUCGGGCACUUACCAGUGUGAAAUUGCUAAUUCGUUAGGAAUAAAAAAGCAAGAAGCUGAAGUUAUGAUUAUGCCAUUUUAUCGAAGCCUGAUCUAUGAGUACGCUCUGGGAUUGGUUAUUAUCGCGGUAAUUGUGUGUGUUGUCAUUACGUCGGCCAUUUGGGUUUUGUUCAUUUACCGAACGAGACGUCCGACAUUGAAUUUAACGAACAAUAUCGCCGAUGAUAAAUCGUUAAACUCGACUAACAGCAAAGACAGCGGCACCGGUGAUUCUCCGAAAAGAAGUCAAGAGCAGCUAUACAAUGAAUGUGUAAAUCCGUUCCCUCAAUCGGAUAACUGUGCCAGUGAUUCGUCGCCAGAAAUAACAAUACCGUUGCUGGCCAGCGGCGGUACGGUCGUGUUGGGCGAAAAUUCAGUCAAAUACCGUCCAUCUAACGAGCCGACAAUAUCUAUGCAAUUGCCUAUUCCAAAAUCUCCAUGCAGCCACGACGAGAGCAAUUGUAGCAAAGUCUAUUGCUUCAACACGUCUCCUAAUCGUCCGUGUUCGAUUCCUGUUUAUCCGGCCAGCGUUGCUCAGUGCUCUUCGCCGUUUGUCCACCAACCAAACUCAUACGUAUGUCUGUACGUGCCAACUGAAACACCUACUUAGUAUUAACGUGACGUUUUCGAUUUUUUUUGCAAAAUUUUUCACGUAACUUGAGGACGGCAAUUAUGAUGCGGUCAUAUCGACUUAACGUUUGAAUACAUCCUCAAUUUUAUUUUAUUCAACUUUAUAAGUAUUAUGAUGAUUUUAUUAUUAUAGUAAUAAUUGUAUUAUUUUUAUUAUUUCUUUAUCCUACUUAGAAUUUAAUAAAAACUUAAUAGUUUUAUAUACAUAUAUAUAUAUAUUUAUUAUAAUAUGUAAAGCGUCUCAA